AAAAGUUUUCACUAUAAAAGCCCACUGCCGGCAGCGUCUUAACAACAGUUUGUUCAUCGAUACUCGAUAGCACACACAUACCGUUAAUUUCCCUCCUUCCUUUUUUUACAUAAAGUGAUUUUAGAUUUGAUCACCAUGAAGGUACUCAUCGUAGCAAUGUUGGCUUUGACCAUUGCCAUUGUCGCCGCUGAAGAAAAAUACACAACCAAAUACGAUAGCAUUGAUAUUGAAGAAAUCUUGAAAUCAGAUCGUUUGUUCAAGAACUACUUCAAUUGUUUGAUGGAAUCUGGCAAAUGUACUCCAGAUGGUCGUGAAUUGAAACGAGUUCUUCCUGAUGCAUUGAAAACUGGCUGUGUCAAGUGCAGUGAGAAACAACGUGCUGGUACUGAACGUGUUUUGAAGUACAUUAUUGAAAACAAACCAGAACAAUGGAAGGCUCUGCAAGCUAAAUACGAUCCCGAUGGUGUUUACUUCAAGAAGUACGAAAACGAAGCUAAGCAACUUGGAGUUAAGGCUUUUAAAACAAUGUUCGGUCGUGCAAUUAUUUUCGGUCUGUUCCUGAUGACAGGAUUAGUUCAAUCCCAUCCUACUACAAAUUCAGCAGAAGCCACUACUCCUCGAGAAACUUACGAUACAAAAUUCGAUAACAUCGAUAUCGAUGAAAUACUUGGUAGUGAACGUCUAUUAAAGAACUAUGUAAAUUGUUUAGCUCGUGAAGGUCCUUGUACACCCGAUGGAAAAAUGUUGCAAGCGGUCACAUCGCCAUUUCAAUUUUUCAGAAAUUCUUCCCGACGCGGUGUCAACAGAUUGCGUGAAAUGCACACCGAAACAGAAGAUCGGUUCGGAGAGGGUGACACAUUAUCUAAUCGACAACAAACCACAGGAUUGGGAACGAUUAGAAAGAUUAUACGAUCCGCAAGGAAGUUAUCGAAAAGCCUACUUGGAACAGAAGGUCGAAGGGACAAAGGAAUCAGAGAAAUAAGUUUGACGGUAAGACAGGAAAGCCUUCUAUAAAAAAUUGUAUUUUUUAAACAGAGUCGAACAAAAUUUAUUCUUGGAUGUAAAAAUAAUAAAAAUUGCAUUUAAAUAAAUA
Episyrphus balteatus (marmalade hoverfly) is the source of this 1093-nucleotide messenger RNA. RefSeq lists its product as uncharacterized. The record is from RefSeq and is a predicted model, not a curated record. NCBI's taxonomy places the organism in Eukaryota, Metazoa, Arthropoda, Insecta, Diptera, Syrphidae. The transcript has 5 exons. The coding region runs from base 136 to 1014 and encodes 292 amino acids.